GGCGUGCUCAGUACUGUGGCGAGAGCCGUUGCGAGCGGUGAAGCCUUCUCGCGAUCGCCCAAUCAUUUUAUUCGACGAUCGUGUUUACGGGAUAAAGUGACGGUUUACGAAAACGGAGAGAUGCUCGUCUGUCGUUGAUCCACGACAAGGAAAAGUAAUCGAACAAGAUAACGGAGAUUCUGUUCGGAGGGAUUACGGAUGCAUAGGAUGAAAGAUAAAAUUCAACUCUAAAUAAAACGUAGUUGUUAUUCGACGUGAACAGUGAUUGUUGUGGGUUAUUGGUUUUCCCAGUUUUAUAUAGUAUAUUGGUUAAUCCCGCCGAUGAGAGGUCGGAACUGGUGACGAUCGUGGAUUAUUGUGGUGUUACGUUACGAUCGGUGCUGCUAGUUGAUAUCGGAGCAACGCUCGUACCGCACGUUAGCGGUGCGUACAUUGACACGCCGUACUGUGAAGGGAGAUGAUCUGAUCUGGACCAACGAACUGGUUUUAUUGAGCCUAGAUAUUUUCAAACGUCCGUUCACCAAGUGCAGGCAGAUCGUCGAGAGAAGCUCAAGACCGUUUUUCGUUUUUCUAAUAACGAUGCUGUGAAUCGCAAUUUCGAAGAACGAGAGUGGGAAAGACGGGCGAAAGAAAGAUAAGUUGUGAAAGAGGUGUGAAAAGCAACUAUCGAAACAAUGGGAAAUCUAGUAGUUUUCAUCGCUUUUGCUCUAUUCGGCAAUUGCAUAUGCGUUGAGUGGAGGCAUAGUGCAGUUCUCGAUAACAACUUCCUCGUACUUUGGACGCCGGGUGACAAGGAUGUCACGUUUGAAGUUCAGGUCAAAACUCUUGGCUACGUUGGCCUGGGUUUCACAAAGGACGAGGGGCGCGUCGGAGCUGACAUGGUCAUCGGAUGGGUCGACAACAAUGGACAGGUUCAUCUUCAGGACCGACACGUGAAAGAUGCCAGCAGGGACCCGCAAAUGGACUCUAGUCAGGAUUAUCGACUUCUGCUCGGAUACGAGAACAAAACUCACACCGUUUUACGGUUCAGUAGGCGGUAUGACACGUGUGACCCACGGGAUCUGAAAAUCACGAAUGAUACCAUGCAGGUAGUUUGGCAGUAUCAUGCGGAGGAACCGGUAUCGGCUGCCGGUGUCCUACCCGAUCACGGGGACAUCAGGGGAUCCCGUCCCCUCUACUUGGUGCAACGUGACGCUCAGCCUGCACGGCGUACCUCUCGAAACCAGGAACAGGAGACGCCACUUCAAAUCUGGGACGUCCUCAACCAACAGGUUCGACUGCCCAUGCAAGAGGACACGUUGCUUUGGUGCCGGGUAUUGAAGAUGCCCGCGAUCCGCCAGAAACAUCACGUCGUCAGAUAUGAACCGGUCAUUCAGCCCGGCAGUAAGGAAUAUCUUCAUCACAUGACGCUCUACGAGUGCCGUGGAUCAUCCUCCGACAUGGAAGCGGCCGCUCGUGCUUCGGGUGGCGUUUGUUAUCAACCGGGGCAACCGAUUUUGCAGUGCAACACCAUCGCCGCUACCUGGAGUUUAGGAUCGGAGGGUUUUAAUUACCCUCCGGAGGCUGGCUACGCCCUAGACCCGCACGCCGGUCCGUUAUUCUACAUGCUCGAAACCCACUACACCAAUCCUCAGCUGGACGCUUUCAUAAGCGACAGUUCUGGCCUGAGGCUUCUUUACACCGACCGUUUGCGAACCCACGACGCAGGGGUCCUCAGCAUCGGUAUAGAUCCGAACUGGAGGCACAUCAUUCCUCCCGGUCAACCGGAAGUUAUAUCGGAGGGGCAUUGCGUGGCCGAUUGCACCGGACAGACGAUUCCCAACAACGGCGUAAAUAUGUUUGCGGUAAUAAUGCACACCCAUCAACUGGGAAAUAAAGUCAGACUUCGCCAAAUUCGAGCGGGCGAAGAACUUCCACCGAUCGCAUCGGACGCCAACUACAAUCCGAGUUAUCAGGAAUAUAGGAGACUUCAACGACCGGUUAAGAUUUACCCGGGCGAUCAUCUCGUCGCUGAGUGCACCUAUUCGUCAGAGUCCAGAGCGGCGAUUACACUCGGUGGAUUGACCACUAGAGAGGAAACGUGUCUGAUAUCUGCUCUCUAUUAUCCGCGGAUAGAGCUUUCCCUCUGUUACUCGCUUCCAUCGCUUCCUACCGUUUUACACAGCUUGGGUAUACAGCAGUUGAUGUCCGGUUCAAGCCCUGUUAAAAUUCAGGCGCCCCCCGAACUAUCGGGAUUGACUUUGGAGGAACGUUUGGUAAGCUACGACUGGGAAACUGGUUUCCAAAGUUUUCAGGAGGCUACUAGACGCGGUACAUUUAAACCACUUUGCUGGAGUAGUCGGGGUGUACUUCUACCGGGUACCGAACAACUAGAGUCUCAUUACCCACGAAUAAUACGGCCUUACGAAGAGCCGACCUUACCGUGUACGAAGAAACCUCUCCGUAAUAAAUUGUCGAUGAUGUUGAGCGAAGACGGAGAUAUCGGUACACCCGUUGAACCGGAUAGUGACGAAGCUAACGCCGUUGAACGGGGUCAGUUGGUACGGAGCAAAGUUUCACGCAGUAGCGAGGGUCCAGCGGCCGGAAGUUCCGGUGCCAGAAGUGUUUCCGUUGCUCUUGUUGUCGCGGCAGUUGUCGCAGCGUUUCGAUGAACGCUAGGUGAUUAAAGUGAAAACUUUGUGGUGAAUUUUCGUUUGUAUCCUAUACUAUACAGUGUCGAAUGUUUCGUCGGAUCAGUGUCGUUCUGUUAUGCGCAACGAGGAUUGCUAUACGUUCGAAACGAUGCUUAUGCGAAGGAGGGGAUCAUCGGGAACCAAGGAUCUUCGCACAAGGAUCGCAGGAUGCGUGAGUAUAAAUAACAUCCAAGAGUCGAGGGAAUCGUGUCAGCGUAUUCUAAAUCGUCGUCGUAUUCGUCGUUGACGUUCGCCUGACCAUGUAUGGAUUCGCACGGCGGACCGCAGAUCCGUGAUUUCUUGUUCCCAGCGCGUGAUUUUUAAGAGGCGUUUAAUAUUAUAUGGCCCUGGUUAUCUUUCCGACGCAGCUCGAUGGACUUCCAUUAAAUGUUCUUUUUUAUAUUUAUUCUUUUCCUAUCCUUUUUUUAUAUAUAUAUAUAUAUAUAUAUUUCAUUACUCGUUUUCUUCGCGUAACAUUCGGAUGAAAAUAAACUCGUGAAUACAUAAAAACCGAGAUAUUCCAAGAUUGAAAAUGAAGUGGGUACACAGUGUAUUUAUUUGAAUAAAACUCGUGCUGUUCGCGUUGAGCUGCCGCGUUGAGAUUAUCCCCAGGUAUAAGAGGAGCUUGUACCCCGGAGAUACAUUAUAUGUAUGGAUUACAAGCUUCUCGUCGUUCGAAAUCAAGUGGGAGAAAGAUAUGUAAAAUUGAUCAUCAUUAUACCGUUGGCUGUUUAUUUGCCUGAUGAGAACUAGUCGAACCUUAAAGCUGUAGGGAUAAUACGGUGUUAAUAUAUUGAUAUAUCGCGUGGAUGAACGUAGUUAACUUAUUAUUACUCGUUAUGCAGUUGCGCUUCUAUGGUUGUUUCGUUAUUGUAUAAUCGAGGCACCGCGCACCGCGUCGACACUAUCUUCACAUAGGACUGCACGCAAAAUUUUCUUUUUUUCUUUCAUUAUCUUUCUCAAUGCGUACUCGUUCCAAGAAUAGUUACGUAAAAAAUUAUGGGCGGAUAUCAUGUACAGUGUAAAAUGCAAUACGAAUACCGCAGCUGGGGUUUUCGUCGAUAGUUCUCAUCAGGAUUUUGUACAUUUUGUUGAUUAUUAAAUUUAUUGAAUCGGGCGUUCGCAUUGUCAGAUGUAAACGUUGGUUGAUUCGCGUCGCGAGUUUGAAUAUGAAUUUGAAUAUAUAUAUAAAACGAACGAAUCGUUGUUUGUUUUAGGUGUUCAGCUAGCGUUUUUUAUCGCCCAUUAUGAAUAAAUACGCACAUACGCAACGUGUGUACACGUGUCGCGUACAUGAGUCGUAUGUAUCAAGCGUGGAUUUUCAGUUUUCCCUGAGUGUAUACUAAACGCCGGCUCACCGAUAUUAUACCGUUAAUUAAUUAAUACGACUUAACCAACGUUUAUACCGGAGCUGAACCGCACCUUCUGUAUUAUUAUGUACAUACAGUAUAUCUCUAUCACCCAGUAUUCGUUCGUACGUUUCGAAUAAUAUUAAUAUAAAGAUAUUAUUUAUUUCUUAUUUAAAUUCCUGUAAAGAGAGAUUAUUUUCACUAAACAAUUGUUAAACAUUUUUCUAUAUUGAACCGCAAAAGAUUUGAUACCUACCCUAAUAUAAAAUCUAACAUUAUGCGUUAAAGGACAAAAAAGAGAGAGGCGAAGGAAACCGGAACCUACCCUGAAAUCGCACAUACAUACAUAAUGUCUGUAGGAUUAUAUAAACUAUAAAAGUGAUUGAAAUGAAAACAAAUUCUACGAUCUCUGGUAACGCUAUUCGCCCGACAGUUCGGUACAGCGAAACGAAAAUAAUUUCACGUCGAAGUCGUCCGAAAGCUCAUUGUGUCAGUCGAGAACACGUCGAUUCGCAUUUUAUCAUCCGACGUUUCUCUCAUUUUACUCAAUGUAUUUAUGCAGCAUUCACUUACCGCUGAGAAUAACUACUGAUUCGGACGGCGUCGUUCAAAAUUUUGGGAUAUUCGUAUAUUCGUAUUAUAUAAUAUUAAAAAAAUCAAAGCCACAGAUUCCACUUUUGAUGUUAGACUGACUCCCCCCUCCCGCCUUGCCAAAUCAUCCGAUAACUUAUAAUCCAUCCUUUUCGCUGCCCAACUACAGGCAAGUGGAUUUGAAUUAAUCUCCAAAUCCCGUGGGAUAAUAGGUACGAAAAAAAUCGUUGCCCUCUCAUACAGCGAAUAGAAAGUAGGAAGCCUCACUCCCCUCCAUCAUAUAUUAUGUAGCAAUCAAUUAAUAUUGUAAUACGUAAUAAUUUACAAUUCAAUACAAUAAUUCGUAAAUGUAAUAGGGAUAUGUGUACGUAGGCCGUAGGGCAGUCAACUUGCUGUGUUGAAAAAUAGAAAAAUACAAAAAAAAAGAUUUAAAAAAAACCCAAAAAAGCCAAAAAAAAAAAAUAAUGAGUAUGAAAAAACAUGAAUAAACUAAGAGAAUAACAAUAUCCAAACUUAAAUGCUAUAGGAAAUUAAAUUGUACCGAUAAAACGUCGCCCAUAUCCAAACUGCCCAUUUUACGUUCUGCACCUUCAUUCAAUGUAAUACCUCUAUAUGCAAGUACAUUUCUUUGGCAUUUACUUCUUAGUUAUUUUUUUCUCAAUCAUUUAUUUUUCAAUUUUCUUCCUUCAACUACUUUCAUUUCCUAUAUACACACAGAUCUGUAGCUCCGAUCCAUUUAAAUACACUCUUAAUCGUGUAUAGUCACGAAUUUAAUUAAAGCUCGCCGAUCGCGUACAGAUUUCUUUCCUUUUACAUCGAAUAUUAUUGUAAGGUGGUAACCGGAAUGCAGUUAGUGUGGACGUUGGAUUAUUUCGAAGCAAAGGAAAGAAAAGAAAUACAAAUCUAAACCGAUAGAAUUUAAUGAAAACGCGCGAUACGUGUACUUUUUUUUGCUUUUCAUUUUUCCUCGUCAUUUCGUUUAUUCAGAAGAAAUGCAUCGUUGAUUUGUCGCAAGAUUUUUUUUGCGAUUUUCUUUAAAAAAAAAAAAAAAAAAUACCUAUAUUCUCCUUCAUCACUACUGUACCAGUCCACGCGAUUUGCUGUACGGUUGCUACGAUUGAGCCGACCAAAGCUACGGAAUGAGAGAAUCCUGGGGGGCAUAAAGCUGCCGGUGAUAUGACCAGAACAAUCAGCAGAGUGUAACGUAUUUAAGAUAGAAGAAAAAAAAUAAAUAAAAUAAAACGAAAUAUAAAGGGAAGAGAAAAUCACAUUGAAAUAAAUAUUAACACGUCACUAAAAAAAAUAAAACAAAAAAAAAAUACUGGAAUAUGUUAGAUAGAAGAAGAUAUUACUCUGUGUCUAUACUCGAAGACCUUGUGUCACGUGUAUGUUAGUUAAUUUCUAAUGCGACGCUGGCUUGACGCAUCCUGUUUUACAUGGAAAGCCAGAAAAAAAUGGAGAAAGAUAUAUUGGUAAUCUGUUGAUGAUGUGAAAAAUGAAAUGAAAUUUUUUCCACGUUGUUAUCUAUGCAUUAUUUUCCUUCUGACGAUAUCGUUCGCGACGUUAGCUCGCAAUUAUAUUUCACGAAGGCAAUCUCCGUCUCUUCGAGGGGGUCGUUGAUUGUUCGGUACAAAAGACGGAGAAUAUUUUACUCGCCUGAUUUGGCCAAAAUGAAUUGUCUCGGCAGGGGAGUUUCUGCGCACAUACGUAACGGCAGAAGGUAAUGACUGAAUGAAUGUAUAAUUCUUUUUUCUAAUAUAAUUUUAAUUUCUUUUUUUUUUCAUUUCGCGAACAGGCAAGCGUCGUCACUGUAUAUGUAUCAUGUAGAAAUUUAGAGAUUGUCGGUCAAUGGAGAAUAAAGAAGAAUUAAAACGAUUCAUCUCAUAUAUGCGUAAAUGCAACAGUCAAAAAAUAAAUAAUAAUAAUAUUGAUAAUAUUAAUGAGUAAUAGUAAUAAUAAUAAUGAUAAUAUCAAAGCGUAAAAGUCACACUGUGAGAGAACAGCAGAGGUAAUAUUGAGACGUUCGAAGAAGAGAUGAACGAAAGCCGAAGAUAAUGAUAGAGACAGAGAGACGCGUGAGAGCGGAUCAUAUAGAAACGUGUAAAUAGGAACCCUGUAUAUAGUAUUAGUUUAAAACACGUCCUGAUAGUCCCACUGUCACAUGCGAAUAUGUGUAAAAGAAACCAUGAAAUAAUAUUACUAAUAUUAAUGAUAAUAUUGAUAAUUAUAAAAUACACACUUAGCUGCAUAGAAAUUCAACUAAAUAAUUUGUCACAACUUCAGACUCUGUUUAAGUUUAUAAGUUUGAAAAAACACUGACCACCCUGUUCCUUGAAUAGUUGCGCCUAAUCUAAACUUAACGUUAAAGUUAAUACUAGCCACUACUAUCAUCUGUACUGUAACAAAUUGUAUUAUAUUUUAUAUAUAUAUAAAUAUGUAAAUGUUUUUCUAACUA
This is a messenger RNA of Athalia rosae (coleseed sawfly), 7067 nucleotides long. RefSeq names its product MOXD1 homolog 2 (gene olf413). Gene Ontology annotation, cellular component: secretory granule membrane. The record is from RefSeq and is a predicted model, not a curated record. The transcript has 9 exons. Lineage: Eukaryota; Metazoa; Arthropoda; Insecta; Hymenoptera; Athaliidae. The coding region runs from base 675 to 2651 and encodes 658 amino acids. Gene Ontology annotation, biological process: dopamine catabolic process; octopamine biosynthetic process; norepinephrine biosynthetic process. Gene Ontology annotation, molecular function: dopamine beta-monooxygenase activity; copper ion binding.